AUGACAGUAUCCACUUUGCUCACCGAAGCUUUAAAAGCUCGAGUCCGUCGGCCCAGUUUAUAUCCAAAAUUAACAACUGCUAAAGAUUUGAUUGCAAGUGGAAUUUUUAAGAACGGAAUGCGGAUGGGAUGGUCUGGGUUCACCGGCGUAGGAUAUCCCAAAGAGACACCUGUUGCACUUGCGGAUUACGUAGAGAAGAACAAUCUGCAGGAUAAAUUGCAAUUUGACUUGUUUGUAGGCGCUAGUACGAGUCCCUUGGUCGAGGACAGAUGGGCCAAGCUUGGAAUGAUAAAGCGCCGCUAUCCCUAUCAAACUGGCAAGGAAAUCCAGAAAAAAAUCAAUAGAAAUGAGAUUGCAUUUGCAGACAAGCAUUUAUCAGAGUUUCCUCUGGAUCUGGUAUCAGGCUAUUACACGCUAGAGAAAAAGGGCAAUGUAAUGGAGAAGCUCGACAUUGUACUAGUGGAGGCGACAGCAAUCACCGAAGAGGGUCACAUAAUUCCUGGUGCUUCUGUUGGUGCCACUCCAGAGAUCGUACAAUCAGCUUCUAAACUCGUUGUAGAAGUGAAUACUUUCCUACCUAAUUUUGAGGGUCUUCAUGACAUUACGCUGAGUAGAUUCGCUCCGUAUAAGUUUCCGAAUCUGAUUCAGCGAGUAGACGACAGAGUAGGCACUCCAUAUAUUCCAAUCGAUGAUGACAGAAUAGUUGCCUUGAUUGAAUCAAGACACCCAGACAAUACAGCAGAAAGUGAACCACAAGACCAAACCUCACAUAGGAUAGCCGACAAUAUUCUCGAAUUCCUCGCACACGAAGUUACAAUGGAUCGGUUACCAAAUUCACUCCUUCCAUUACAAUCUGGAGUUGGCAAUAUUGCCAAUGCUAUAAUAGGUGGAUUAGCCGAUGGGCCAUUCAAUAACGUGGAAGUAUGGACUGAGGUCAUUCAAGUCCUCGUUGAUCAACUUACCAAACAUUACGAUAUAUUUUUACUUUCAGAUACAUUCCUUGAUUUUUGGGAACAUCACAAACUUAGUUUUGCUUCUGCUACCAGCGUCGCAUUUUCCCCUCACGGUUUCAAGCGAUUCUACGAUAUGUGGGAUGAUUUAAAAGAUCGGCUAGUGCUACGCAGUCAGAGUGUCAGUAAUUCACCAGAAGUAAUUCGAAGAUUAGGUGUUAUAGCAAUGAACACGCCAGUCGAGUUUGAUAUUUACGGCCACGCUAAUUCGACACAUGUAUGCGGAACGAGAAUGUUGAAUGGGUUGGGCGGAUCUGCUGAUUUCCUCCGUAAUUCUAAAUUAAGUAUAAUGCACACGCCGUCAACGCGACAUACUAAGAAGGAUCCGAUAGGAAUUUCGUGCGUAGUUCCCAUGUGUUCGCAUAUAGAUCACACUGAACACGAUCUAGACGUUUAUGUGACCGAACAAGGUCUAGCCGAUAUCCGUGGAUUGUCUCCAAUAGAAAGAGCACGAGUGAUCAUAGACAAAUGUGCUCAUCCUGAUUAUAGACCCAUCUUGAAAGACUAUUUGGAUUUUGCAGAGAGAAAAUGUUUAGAAAUUGGUGCAGCACAUGAGCCUCAACUCUUGGAUAGAGUCUUCAAGAUGCAUUUGAAUGUGAUGGGAGAAGAAAACACAAUGAGAAUAAAGGGGUGGUAA
Molecule: messenger RNA, 1647 nt
Organism: Paraglomus brasilianum
Lineage: Eukaryota; Fungi; Glomeromycota; Glomeromycetes; Paraglomerales; Paraglomeraceae
Source: the annotation of a GenBank genome assembly